CAUGGUAGACAUCUUGAACAAGUUUGGAUGGACGUACGUCUCCGUUCUUUACGUGGACAGCGACUACGGCGAGACCGCCGCCAAGACCGUGCGCAAACUGACCAAAGACUUCGGCAUCUGCAUCGCCGUGGACCGGGUGGUCAGCGACAGCUUCCAGCAGUCGGACUGGGACCUCACCGUCAGCAUGCUUCUCAAUGCCCGCAACGCCCGCGCAGUGCUGUUGAUAAUGCAUAUAUCGCCGGCCAUUGAGUUGUUUAAAGCGGUGAAGCGGGCAGACGCCAUGGGGGUGUUCCAGUGGAUCGGCAGCGACGGGGUGUCGGUGGGAAUCGCCGACUUGGGGGACAGCGCGGACGCCGCGGAGGGGAUAUUGACCAUUAGGCCAGGGUUUGAUUAUGCGCGCGAGUUUAACACGUGGUUCAAAGGGCUACACCCCGCCAUCCGCAGCGACAACCCAUACUUCAUGGAGCACUGGGAACUGUACUUCGACUGCUCCUGGACAAACGGCACCGGGAAGCCGACCUGUGACGAAGAUAACCGAAUGACCGAAGCGAACGGGUUCGCUCCGAUGAGUUUUGCCACUUUGGUAAUUGACACCACCUUGGUUUUUGCGCAUGCGCUGCACAGCCUCAUCGAAGAAAGGUGCCCAGGAGUUGUGGGUCAAAAUGUCAGCAAAUGUAUCAACGGAUCCUUGCUUUUAAAGUACUUGUUGGAAGUGGAAUUCCAGGGGCAUAUUGGGCGAGUGAAGUUUGACAAACAGGGAGACAUCUUGGCCCAGUAUGACAUAGAGCAGUUGCAGAAUAAAUCGUCCGACUACAAACAGGUCGCUGUGGCCUCGUGGGACGCUGACGUCGGUCACGUGCAGUUAGUCGAUCAGAACCCUAUCAUUUGGGUGACCUCAGAAUCGGUGAGUCUUGAGACCCCGGAGUCAGUAUGUAGCAAACCCUGUGGAAAAGGUGAAUUUUACUUGCAGAAGGAGCUUUCUUGUUGCUGGGAAUGCCGUAAAUGUCGCAACAACGAAUACCUCGUAUCCAACCAAACAUCUUGCAAAGAGUGUCCAGAACUGAUGUGGCCGGUCGAAAGUCUGACGUCAUGCGAGAGCGUCCAACCAGAACACAUGAGAUGGGGGGACAGUUUAGCUAUCACGAUACUCACCUUCAGCAUCAUCGGCAUCAUCCUGGCAGCGUUCAUUCUAGCCUUCUUCAUUCGACAUAAUAACGCUAAACUGAUAAAAGCCUGCAGCAGAGAGCUAGCCUACCUCAUCCUCACUGGGGUGUUCGUCAGCUACCUGACCGCCAUUUUCUUCCUUGCGAAGCCAGAGGACCAUUUCUGUUACGUCGAGCACUUCGGGUUCAGCCUCAGUUUCGCUUGGAUUUACGCGCCACUCUUCACGCGCACGAAUCGCAUCUACCGCAUUUUUGCAUCGGGCAAAAAGACCAAAAAGAGGCCGCCACUGGUUAGUCCCCGAUCCCAAGUGAUUAUAGCGUCUUUGCUGAUUACGAUAGAGGUUAUCAUAAGCAUCAUCACAGCAGCGGUCAACCCUCCUGGUAUAGAACAACGCAUGCCAGUCAAGACGGAAAAAUUCGUCGAACUCCUCUGCAAGCUCCCCAUACAAGGCAUCGUCGCAUCCCUUGCCUAUAACAUCCUCCUUGUCGCCAUGUGCAGCUUCUACGCCUUCAAAACGCGAAAACUGCCAGACAACUUCAACGAGUCCAAGUUUAUCUCGAUGUGUGUGUACACGACCCUGGUGAUCUGGCUAGCCUUCAUCCCGACCUACUUCACCACGUCUGCGGCCUACUUCAGGGUGGUGCUGCUCUCAGUGGCACUGAUUCUGAAUGCGACAGUUGUGCUGGCUUUUCUGUAUGCGCCUAAGGUGUACGCCAUCGCCUAUGUGGAUGCAGACACCAUACAGAUCAAUCAACUCAACCCGACUACCUCAGUCUCGCCUCUUGCUGGCAGCAGCAACAUGACGUCACUUCAAGGUCAAGGUCGAGUCGCCGCGUCCAUCACCGUGGAGCCCCGCCCCUUCACUGCACGUGAGGCCACGUAUGAGCACCAUCAUGAUCUGGCAGUAGCAACGAUAAGUUGAAAUUGGCAGCACGGUUUGACAGUUUUAAAAAUUUUAAAUUUUAAAAAUCGCGAAUAAAUAGAAGUGGUGGUGAGGAACAGUAUACAGAAGUACAAAUGAUUUUAUCCAGAGCCUCUGCAAACGAACUCUUGACUUGGCCCUUAACAGAAGUUCCCAUUGGGAUUGGGUAUGUCAGGAACCACAAAAUAGAAAAAAGUGUAAUUAGUACUUUUUUCCAUUUUUUGGUUCCUGACAGGGAGUGAUCACAAUUUCUAGGGAAACAAAACGAUCAAUUCACAAAUUUUAGUAAAUAAAACUUUAUUUUAAUAAAAUAUCUCACUGAUAAUGCCAAUCAGAAAUCCUGAAAAUCACAAAUCGUCGUGUAUAAUGACUUCAUUUCACGAGGGGCAGAGAAUAAGAAGUCUCAUUUACGAGUUGCGUGAAUGAUGUGCUUCACAAAUCACGCUACAUGAAAUGAAGUAUCUUAACAAACGUCUCACGCAUGUCUGGAAAUAAAAAGUAGCUUUCACGGGUAACGAAAAUACCCACGGGUUAAGACCUAGCGCAAGUGAACGGUUCCUGUGUUUAACAACACUAAUAAUAUGCAUAAAGCUGCAUAACACUUCUGUUUGACCUAUGUUGGCGACAUCAAACUGAUCUCCUCUGUGUUUUUUUUUCUUUACUUGCAUGAGAAAAUGAAAAUGUAAUCAGAAAAUAUAUCUCCCAGAGGAGAUCAGAGUGGACCUUAUAGAACCUUCGGCGAUUAUUUGUUUUUGAAAUCUUUGUUGUUUGCACUGGAUAACAUUACUUUAAUAUUCCCGUUAUGUAAUAUCUAGAUAUGUAACACUGAUUUUUUAUUGUGGUUAAAACGAUCACCUGUGUUGUCUAUACCUUUGGAAUUAUAUAUGAUAAAUACUUCUAUUUUAUAUGUUAAAUCUUCUAUUUUAUGAUCAAGGAAUAUUCUAUAUUUUUGACAUAAUGAACAUGUGCUUUUCUCCGGUUUGGUGUCUUAUUUUGGAAGGUGCAUUUGUAGUUUAUAAUAUGGCAUGCAAUAUUACACGUUCUUUGCAAUAUCUUCAUCAAACAUUGAAUGCGUAUAUAAAAAAGACAAUGAUGAUAUGGAGUUUGAUUAACAUUUAUAUGGGUAUUUAAAUAUUUACUGCACCUAUAACAAGCCGAACUGGAAGUCAUUAUUUCGUCUAGAGCAAUCUCCAUUAUAAAUUUUGAAGAUAUAUUUUUAGAUUGUUUUGUACGAGUAAAAAGCAGUCUAUGACUACAUGUAUCCAAAGACGAGCAACCAGGCCAGACACGGUUACCCUCCACCAGGCCAACAAAUUGAUAUUUCACUAAUGUUCACAAAUGUGUUUCUGGGUAAUACAUGGCACAUAUCUUCACUGUCGUGUUGGCAAAAA
This is a messenger RNA of Lingula anatina, 3477 nucleotides long. Its product is annotated as metabotropic glutamate receptor. The record is from RefSeq and is a predicted model, not a curated record. Gene Ontology annotation, molecular function: G protein-coupled receptor activity. Gene Ontology annotation, cellular component: membrane. Lineage: Eukaryota; Metazoa; Brachiopoda; Lingulata; Lingulida; Lingulidae. Gene Ontology annotation, biological process: G protein-coupled receptor signaling pathway.